UCCGCAGUUAAAAUUUCAGAAGAAGCUCGAUCGAACUCCCCCACAUCGCCUCUCUCUCUCUCUCUCUCUAUCUCUACGCGUUCAAUCAUUUCAUUCGUUUCGCCUUCCUUCUGUCGGUGCUGCUCUCUACCUGUUCGACAAAAUCCAUUGCAGAAGAGAGAGAAAGAAGAGAGAGAAAGAAGAGGGGGCCUCGCUUCCGCAUUCUCUCUUCGCUCUCGCGCUUCCCGUCCGAAGCUUCUCGCGCUUUCCCCGGUCGGCCCGCGGCUGCUUCCCCCUUUUCCGUUGAUCCGGAGGGGAGAUCGGCUCGAUCCGGCCGUCGGAUCGGCGGAGGAGGAGAUGUCUCCUUCCAACGGCGUCCCCGGCGGCGGCGGAGCCGGAGCUACCAACGGCCGCAACUACCUGGAGCACGAGGUGACGAAGAUGGACACCCUCGCCGGGGUCGCCAUCAAGUACGGCGUCGAGGUCGCAGAUAUAAAAAGGAUGAAUGGGUUAGCCACUGAUCUUCAAAUGUUUGCUAUGAAGACGUUGCGGAUACCGUUACCAGGAAGACAUCCACCUUCCGCCAUCCCGUCUGAUGACUCUGGUUCUUCAAGAGAGAAUGGGUGCAAAAAUAGUCACUCACAUCGAACCACCUCUAAUAUCUUGGACUCCUUAGAGUCUCUAAGAUUGAAACCACCUCUAAAGGUCUCUCCGGCAAUGAACACCUUGCAAAAUUACUACGGCCUUGAUUUACGGAAUAAAAGAAGUGUAGAAGGCAUGGAAAUGACUGUUUAUAGAACAGGAACCCCUUACAUCUUUGACAAUGGAUUGCCUCCUAAAGCCUCAACUUUUCCUGAGUCAUCUUACAAGACUCGAAGUUUAGGUUUUUCCCAAGAUGGAGUUGCAGACUAUGGACCUCUUACAGAUUCUGGGGAUGACGAGGGAGAGAAAUCUAGUGAAAAGUCUGUCCGGAGGCGUCAAAAGGCGGAACCGGAUUUAGGGGUCGGGACUCCAGAAAAGUUGUUGAAAGAAGAAAACAGUGGUGGAAGACGUAGCAGUUUCUCCACAAUAACAGGAAAGGGUUUGGCAUUGAGACCAAAAUCAGCCAGUCGAACAUCGCUGACUGGUGAUGUGGAGUCAAGCUUGUCGAAUGCUAUCCCUCUUGGUAUUGGGGAUUCUGUAAUGGUCGAUGAACCUGUUGGAGUACGGAAGGCCUCAAGCUUAUCUAGCCUCCAGGAUCAGGAUGGCCGUAGGUCCUCAUCCAUUUGGUCAACUUCCAACUGGAACUUGAAAUCAGACUUGCAAGUACUCUCAGCUGCGUCCAUCACCGGACCACUUUUGGAGGGCCUCCCACUAGCGAUGUCUGGCCGUAGGAACAAAGCAGCUCUUGAUUAGCCGUAAAAGCUCGCACAUAUACGUCAUUUAUUUAUUUGGAUUUCGAUUUAAUGGAACAAGUUGCCAACGUUACGCCACAUUCAUAUGUUACCGCCCUGAAAUGUACAUUGAGGGGAAGAACGAAGGAAAACCCCGGUGAGGUAUAGGAUAUAGAUCAUUGUGCCAACUCCACGAGAGGGUCGAUCGGUCAACAGCCUGAAAUGGGCAGGCUAUCGUACCGCUAUUCUAUUCUUGUAUUUCCUAAUAUUUGUAAUCUCUGUGUCAUCCAAAUUGAUUGAAUUUGUAAGUACUGCAAUCGCAAUAAUCUGUGGUCGACUAUGCAUUAAUGAAGAAUGUAUCACCAUUUGUUAC
This is a messenger RNA of Eucalyptus grandis, 1725 nucleotides long. RefSeq lists its product as uncharacterized. The record is from RefSeq and is a predicted model, not a curated record. The coding region runs from base 337 to 1374 and encodes 345 amino acids. The transcript has 3 exons. Lineage: Eukaryota; Viridiplantae; Streptophyta; Magnoliopsida; Myrtales; Myrtaceae.